AUGGUGGAUAUUCCAAGAAUGGAGGACUAUGAUGUCUUCCCAAAUACAGGUUUUUUGCCCUCGGAAUUUCCUUUGGUUAAAUUGCCACAAGAAUAUUAUCAGCCAUGGGAAAGAUUAGUAAACAACUUGCCUUCAUUAAUAUUGACUAAAAAAAUAAGGUGGCACAUUGAUACAAACUUACCUAUUUUAUCUACAGGUGAACUCAAAAAUGUUCCGGAGUACAGAAGAGCUUAUCAAGUAUUAGGGUUCUUAGCGCACGCUUAUAUAUGGGGUACUGACAAGCCAACUAACAAGCUUCCGGAACAGAUCGCCAAGCCUUUAAUCGAAGUAUCAGAUUAUUUAAGAUUGCCACCUAUAGCGACAUAUGCUGGAUUAUGCUUAUGGAAUUUCAAACAAAUCAUGCCUAACGAAAAUGAAAACGAAAAAUGGGACUUGGAUAAUUUGACCACAAUAAAUACUUUCACCGGAUCUAUAGACGAGAGUUGGUUUUAUUUGGUCAGUGUUUAUUUUGAAUACAAAGGCUCGUUUGCUAUUAAGGCAGGCUUGGAUGCCCUUACUCAUUCCCUUAACGGAGAUACCAAAAAAUUGACAGAAAAGUUACAAACUAUGGCCCAAGCGAUUGAUAGCUUAGGCUCAGUGUUGAUGAAAAUGGAAGAAAUGUGUGACCCACAUGUAUUUUAUUUUAGAAUAAGGCCAUAUUUGGCUGGCUGGAAGAAUAUGGGUGACGUCGGUUUAGAUAAAGAUGGAGUGUUAUAUGGAAAUGAGGCCAAGCCAAGGUCAUACGCAGGAGGUUCGAAUGCACAAUCUUCAUUAAUUCAAUUUUUUGAUAUUUUAUUGGGAAUUAAACAUUACCCAACCGGUGGAAGACCAGUUCCACACGAAAAACCAGAAGCACCAAAAGAUGGUGAAAACAAUUUCAUGAAUGAAAUGCGUUCCUACAUGCCCGGUGGUCAUCAAGAUUUCUUGAUGAAGGUUCAGGAAAUAUCCAAUAUAAGAGAAUAUGUUCUCAGUAAGUAUGAUUCAAAUCCUGAAUUGACGUUGAGUUACGAUGCGUGCUUAGCCAUGUUGAAGCUGUUCAGAGAUAAGCAUAUUCAAAUUGUUACCAGGUACGUGGUUUUGCAAGCUAAGCAGGCCUCAAAAAUGGGAUCUACUUCGACUUUAAGGUCUGGUUUGGCAAAAUCAAAGAGUAAGCGCGGAGAAGAAAGAGGGACUGGUGGAACCGCCUUAUUACCAUUCUUGAAACAAUGCAGAGAUGAAACUGGUGAUCCUGCUGCUGGUAGCUGGGGUAAAAGAAUUCUUAGUGAUGGUGUAAUGAGAUUAAAAUAUUCAAAGUCUAAUGGUAUUAACGAGGACUAA
Debaryomyces fabryi is the source of this 1356-nucleotide messenger RNA. RefSeq names its product dioxygenase. Gene Ontology annotation, biological process: 'de novo' NAD+ biosynthetic process from L-tryptophan. Lineage: Eukaryota; Fungi; Ascomycota; Pichiomycetes; Serinales; Debaryomycetaceae. The coding region runs from base 1 to 1356 and encodes 451 amino acids. Gene Ontology annotation, cellular component: cytoplasm. The transcript has a single exon. The record is from RefSeq and is a predicted model, not a curated record. Gene Ontology annotation, molecular function: indoleamine 2,3-dioxygenase activity; heme binding; metal ion binding.